CGGAGGGGUUCCUGAAAUUAAGGGGGCUGCAAGUGUCCAACACAUACAAUCAAUGACAGCGCUGCCUGCGAAAGAGAACUCAAGGGUGACUGGAGCACAAGACAUAAUGUCCCAACCGUUUUGGAAGUAACAAACACAACAGCCUGUAGCGUGCAAACCUCGUCGUCCUUAUUAAAAUAUCCUCCCGCGAUUUAAAGCUGUUUUGGGGCUAAUUCCAGACAUUUGAGGUGUUCUGAGCACUCGUAUCAUGGAGUACACAUCUUCCCCAAAACCUCAGCUCUCUUCCAGGGCGAACGCUUUCUCAAUAGCCGCUCUCAUGUCAAGUGGAAAAUCGAAGGACAAGGAAUCGGAGGAAAACACCAUCAAGCCGCUGGAACAAUUCGUAGAAAAGUCGUCAUGCAAUCAAAACCUCGGCGACCUGCCUUCUCUGGAAACCCACGGCGAGUUCAGCAGCAGCAGCAGCAGCAGCAGCGCGCCUCCGUUAUGCACCGAGCCGCUCAUUCCUACGACCCCCGGUGUGCCCAGCGAGGAGAUGGCCAAGAUCUCCUGCAGCCUCGAGACGAAAGAACUGUGGGACAAAUUUCACGAACUCGGCACUGAAAUGAUUAUCACAAAAUCUGGAAGACGAAUGUUUCCAACUAUUCGCGUAUCAUUUUCCGGAGUGGAUCCGGACGCCAAAUAUAUUGUGCUGAUGGACAUUGUUCCAGUGGACAAUAAAAGAUAUCGAUACGCCUACCACAGAUCAUCGUGGCUUGUUGCAGGAAAGGCAGAUCCACCUUUACCUGCAAGGUUGUACGUGCAUCCAGAUUCGCCUUUUACGGGAGAGCAGCUAUUAAAACAAAUGGUUUCUUUCGAGAAAGUAAAGCUUACAAACAACGAACUGGACCAGCACGGACACAUCAUCCUGAACUCCAUGCACAAGUACCAGCCUCGAGUUCAUAUCAUCAAGAAGAAAGAUCACACAGCCUCACUUCUUAAUCUGAAGUCUGAGGAGUUUCGUACAUUUGUCUUCACUGAGACAGUUUUUACUGCAGUCACAGCUUACCAAAAUCAGCUGAUAACUAAACUGAAGAUUGACAGCAACCCUUUUGCAAAAGGCUUCAGGGAUUCCUCGAGACUUACUGACAUUGAGAGUAGGGAAAGUGUUGAGAGCUUGAUCCACAAGCACUCUUACGCCCGGUCACCCAUUCGGACUUACGCUGGUGAAGAGGAGACUUUGGGUGAAGAUGGUCACUUGGCACACAGUAGAGGUUCUGCUUUCACUGCAUCAGACAACCUCUCCCUUAGUUCUUGGGUCACCACCACGUCUGGUUUUUCUGGCUUUCAGCACCCUCAGUCCCUGUCUGCCAUCGGAACCAGCACGGCCUCAUUGGCCAGUCCUCUUCCUCACACCAUCCAGGGCUCUUUACCCCCUUACAGUCGACUGGGCAUGCCUCUCACCCCCUCUGCCCUGGCCGGCUCCAUGCAGGGCAGUGGGCCUACCUUCCCCUCCUUCCACAUGCCACGCUACCACCACUAUUUCCAGCAAGGGCCGUACGCUGCCAUCCAGGGACUGCGCCAUUCUUCCACAGUCAUGACCCCGUUCGUAUGAUUCCUACCACUUUAGAAUAGCUCAGCCUGAUAAGAUUUUCCUAGUGCUGGCAUGUGAAGACCUAAAGCACCUAUACACACGCAAACACGUGCUUAUAUGAAGCCCUGUUCGCCACAUGUAAAUAAAAACUGUCACGACAUUACCUAAUGACCCGGACACUCUGCUUGGUGCAGCUGUACUGGAGAAAAAAAGAAAAAAAGAGUGAACAGAAAAAAAGGCCCAAUGGACAGGGAUUUGUGUAAACCAAAACCUCAAGCAUGAGUUUUUAGCAUAGAUAAGACUCGGAGAUGGAAAGAUCUGUCUUCAUCUGUAGACAUGUUUAUGCUACCUUUAAUGAUUCAUCUCACGCCUUUAUCGCUCGUCUUUACGUUCAAAAAAAGGAAAACCUGGCCAGAGCCAAAUGAGGGAGAACCUUGCCAACUGUAAUGUGCUGAACAUAACAAGGGCGAACACUGGACAACUGCUGUUUCUCAUUCCCAGUGAUCCAUCACCUCUUUAAUGAUAAGAUAUCUGCAGAGCAGCCCAACCACUCGGUCUUCUCCUCCAAAUUGUCGACACUAGAGGGCGCUGUGUUGUCAGAACAUUGCGUCACUGGACGAAACCUUUAUCCAUGGACUCAACAGGAUGUAAACAAAUUUGGUCAGGCCAUCGAAGGUUUGAUCUUUAUAGUCAGAUAAGUACAAUUCUACUUUAAAUGUUGCAUCAAGAAAUUGUAUCUAUCUUGUUUAGUUUGAUAGCACAAACAACAAUUUUCACAAAAGAUUACCACAACAAAAACUAUACAUUAUAGUAAAUGAUUUCAAACAUUUGACAAUGUGGAGAGGGCAAACUACAAUGUACACUGUAAACCAUAACAAGUUAGCAGAACUAAAACAAAUUGAAGCAAUCAUUUACAUCAAAUUUUGUAUGUUAAUAUAACUUUCAGAUUUUGAUUUUGUACUACACAUGCAUAUUAAUUGCUCUUAACUUGAAAUAUUGAGUAAGCUAACUCAUACAUUUUAAUGGUACUUUAAUAUAACUCUUUGGCUAAACUUAAAAUGACCAUGUAACCUCAACUUAAAUAAUUCAAGUAGAGAGAACCUAAUUACCUACUAGCUAGAACUGGCUAGUACAGUGAAUGCUAGCAUGCUGAAUGCAUACUAAUUGGAAAACACCAUAAUUUGAUUAGCAUAGCAAUUCCUCAGUGAGUAACACAUUAUACUGUAGAACAAUUUUAAGUUGUACUUGUCCUCAACCUAAGCUCAGCUCCACUAUUCAACAUAAUGGUAACCCCCAAAACUUAAACAUAACAGAAAUCCUUCUAAAUAACACAAUAAAACAUUAAACAUUAACAAGUCUCCCCCUUUACAUUCAUCUUGCACAAAGACACAUUAUAUAACACUUAAUUUUAACAUUUAUUCUCAGUGUUGAGUGUCAUGCAAAGCAUGCUGGAAAAUAGAAAUCGCCUGUCCAGUUUCAGUUAAAUUGAAGUUCCUGUAAAUUUAAAGAGACAAGUUCAUUAAACUCAAAACAAUAAAAUAAUUCAGGUUAAAAGGUGUAAGUUUUGUGAACUCAAAAGAAAGAGGAAUUUUUAAAAACUCAUCAAGAUUAAUUUCUUUGAACUCAUUUAUAUUAUAAUUUGUAUUAUUUUGAGCAUUAGGGUUUACAGUGUACAUGAUGGCAUAUGUCAUUUCUAUUCCACAAGAAAGAUAAACAGAUAGUGCGAGGCCAUUUGUACUACCAUGUCACUACCAAGAAUUUCUGUUAAUGCUUAUUCACGGUUCAUUCUAUAUGUAUAUGGAUAAAGGUUGACACAUGUUGCUUAUGUAUCGAAUUUGAAAGAGCGAAUACUCAUCUCUUUCCAGCACCAGAAAACUGAUCUAUAGCCGCUCAAGGCUGCUUGUCAGCAUCCAACCGGGAGGAAGUCCACACCUGUAAAUAAUGGGCUUACUUUUAACUAAUAGGCUUGCAUUUUCUCCAGGGGAAUUAGGAAAAUUAGGUGAUUUGUGGCUGAAGUGAUCCCAUUUGUACAGUCACAUCAACGACAAUUCAUCAAAAUCCUGUAACCAAAUCACAGAGAAACAGUGCCAGCCAUAAUAACCAGAUUUAGGAACUGGACUGUGAGUGUGUGUGUGUGUGUGUGUGUGUGUGUGUGUGUGUGUGUGUGUGUGUGUGUGUGUGUGUGUGUGUGUGUGUGUGUGUGUGUGUGUGUGCGUGCGUGCGUGUGUGGAAGUCAUUUGUAUAAGUGAAGAGACAAUAAUAUCAGUGAAUUUUCGUACUAAAACCCAUGAGAAAUGUCAACUGGUGCACACUGGUGUAAUAAUCAUGCGGGCACUCUCCAGUUAUUUUUCAAAAUUGUUCUUAUUUAACAAGUGCUUUUCAAGGUUCAGGUCUGUGUAUUCAGAUUCAAUGUGCAUUUGAAAUGUGAUAAUGAGCCACUCAUAUAAAGCAGAUAAAGAAUUUGCAUUCUUCAAUCUACGGUCUGUGAAGUCCCUGUCAAAUUUAAAUUCAAAAAAUGGAAUCCAUGAAACACAAUUUGUGCCCACCGUUUCAAGCCAUUGAUUUAUGAACAGACUGUACAGGUAUGAAGUUGCAAUAUAUUAGCAAAUGUUUUCUAUUUCUUUUUUCUUCAUUUGUGUGUAUUUCUAAUUCAAAUGUAACCUCCUCAUCAGGAGACAUCUAACAAUAUUUUUUGAAUUUUUUUUUUUUUAAGUGCAAUAUAUUUAUUUCAGCUCUACGAAAAAAGAUAUGGCUAAUGUAAUAUUUGAAGCAAAGAUAGAUGUUAUUUGUAAACAAGGAGAAAUAUAUAUCACCCCCAAAAUGAGAGUGUAAGAGUGUCAGUUAGCAUUGUUGUUAUCUUUAACCAACUUUCUUUGCAGCUUACCAGUCCUUGUAUUAAAGAAAAAUAACCAACUAAAAAGCAUGUUUAAAUUCUUUUGAAUUAGGUUAUGUUUAGUUACAGUGUAAAAUGUGCAAUAUAUUAAAAUAUAGAAGCUACAUUUGGAAAACAGAGAGGAAAAUGUAACAUGUUUGACUUGUACAGAUAAUAUAGCCAUCAAAUUUAUUUGGAUAGAAUCCCAUUUAAAUUUAUAUUUAAUUUAGACUUAUUUCGAGUUUUUUUAAAUAUAUGAUUGAAAUGUGAGGAACAUUAAUUUAAGCAUCAGUCUAUGUAAAAAGAAAGCUGAGAGUAAAUCUAAAUUUACUUUACAGUUUUAUUCACUUUACAAAUGUAUUAAAUCUAAACUGACAUUGCUAGAAGCAAAGAAAUUAUAUGUUUUACAUCUUGUGUUAAUUGUUAAUCUAUGAACUUAUAUAUACAUUCACUGAGCACUUUAUUAGGAACACUAUGACAUGGUCUUCUGCUGUUGUAGCCCAUCCACCUCAAGGUUCGACGUGUUGUGCAUUCUGAGAUGCUAUUCUGCUCACUACAAUUGUACAGAGUGGUUAUCUGAGUUACCAUAGCUUUUCUGCCAGCUCGAACCAGUCUGGCCAUUCUCUGUUGACCUCUCUCAUCAACAAUGCUGGAUGUUUUUGUUUUUGGCACCAUUCUGAGUAAACUCUAGAGACUGUUGUGCGUUAAAAUCCCAGGAGAUCAGCAGUUACAGAAAUACUCAAACCAGACCGUCUGGCACCAACAAUCAUGCCAAGGUCAAAAUCACUGAGAUCACAUUUUUUCCCCCAUUCUGAUGGUUGAUGUGAACAUUAACUGAAGCUCCUGGCCCGUAUCUGCAUGAUUUUAUGCAUUGCACUGCUUUGCAUUGGCUGAUUAGAUAAUCACAUGAAUAAGUAGGUGUACAGGUGUACCUAAUAAAGUGCUCAGUGACUGUUUAUUUAGUAUAUAUAUUUAUAUAAAUAUACUUGCAGUAUGACAGUAAA
This is a messenger RNA of Myxocyprinus asiaticus (Chinese sucker), 5446 nucleotides long. Its product is annotated as T-box transcription factor TBX20. Lineage: Eukaryota; Metazoa; Chordata; Actinopteri; Cypriniformes; Catostomidae. The record is from RefSeq and is a predicted model, not a curated record. Gene Ontology annotation, cellular component: nucleus. Gene Ontology annotation, biological process: positive regulation of DNA-templated transcription; cell fate specification; heart looping. Gene Ontology annotation, molecular function: DNA-binding transcription factor activity, RNA polymerase II-specific; RNA polymerase II cis-regulatory region sequence-specific DNA binding. Bases 248 to 1591 code for a protein of 447 amino acids. The transcript is spliced from 8 exons.